Molecule: messenger RNA, 3083 nt
Organism: Triticum aestivum (bread wheat)
Lineage: Eukaryota; Viridiplantae; Streptophyta; Magnoliopsida; Poales; Poaceae
Product: filaggrin-2-like
Exons: 1
Coding region: 61-2799 (912 amino acids)
Biological process (GO): response to water deprivation; response to abscisic acid; cold acclimation
Cellular component (GO): cytosol
Source: RefSeq, a predicted model, not a curated record
UCCAAGUAAACACUAAACAACAGCACUAGUAGAUUUCCCAAGUGACAAGUUUGGUGCAGGAUGGAGCACCAGGGACACGGCACCGGCGAGAAGAAGAGCAUCAUGAGCAAGAUCAAGGCGAAGCUCUCCAGCAGCCACGGUGAUCACCAGCAGGCCGCUGCCACCCACGGGCAGCAGGGACACACCACUACGGGGACGCAUGGCACCCCGGCCACCGAUGGUGCCUACGGGCAGCACGGACACACCGGAGCCACCGGCACGGGGAUGCACGAUGCCGACACCGGCGAGAAGAAGGGCGUCAUGGAGAAUAUCAAUGACAAGCUCCCUGGUGACCACGAGGACCACCAGCAGACUGGUGGCACCUACGGUCAACCGGGGCAGACUGCCGCGGCGACGCAUGGCGCCUCAGUUACCGGCGGCACCUAUGGCCAGCAGGGAAACACCGGUAUGGAGACACAUGGCGCCCCGGCCACCGAUAGUGCCUCCAGGCAGCACGGACACACUGGGUCCACCGACACGGUGAUUCACGGCACCGACACCAGCGAGAAGAAGGACGUCGACAAGCUCCCUGGUGGCCAUGGGGACCACCAGCAGACUGGUGGCACCUACGGGCAGAAGGGACACACGGCCGCGGAACCGCAUGGCGCCUCAGCAACCGGCGACACCUAUGGCCAGGAGGGAAACACCAGUACGGGGACACAUGGCGCCCCUGCCACCAAUGGUGGCUACGGGAAGCACGGACACACCAGGACCACCGGGACGGGGAUGCACGGCGUCGAGACGGGUGAGAAGAAGGGUGACGUGGAGGACAUUGAUGACAAACUCCUUGGUGGCCAUGGGGACCACCAGCAAACUGCUGGCACCUACGGCCAUCAGGGACACAUCGCUACGGUGACGCAUGGCACCUCAGCCAUCGAUGACACGUAUGGGCAGCAGGGAAACACCGGUACGGGGACACAUGCCGUACCGGCCACCGAUGGUGCCUAUGGGCAGCACCGACACACCGGGGCCACCGGCACGGGGAUGCACGGCACCAACACGGGCGAGAAGAAGGACGUCAUGGAGAACAUCAAUGACAAGCUCCCUGCUAGCCAUGGGAACCACCAGCAGACAAGUGGCACCUACGGGCAGCAGGGACACACCGAUGUGGCGACGCAUGGCCCCACAGCCACCAGUGGCACCUAUGGGCAGCAAGAAAACACUGGUACGGGGACACAUGGCGCCCCUGCCAUCCAUGGUGCCUACGGGCAGCACGGACACACCGGGGCCAUUGGGGCGGGGCUGCAUGGCGCCGACACGGGAGAGAAGAAGGGCGUCAAGGAGAACAUCAAUGACAAGCUCCCUGGUGGCCACGGGGACCACCAACAGACUGGUGGCACCUACGGGCAGCAGGGACACACCGAUGCGGCGACGCAUGGCGCAUUAGCCACUGGCAACACCACUGUGCAGCAAGGAAUCAUCGGUACGGGGACACAUGGCGCCCCGGCCACCGAUGGUGCCUACGGGCAGCACGGACACACCGGAGCCACUGGCACGAGGAUGCACGGCAUCGACACCGGCGAGAAGAAGGGCAUCAUGAAGAACAUCAACGACAAGCUGCCUAGCGGCGACAAAGACCACCAGCACACCAGUGGCACUUACGGUCAGCAGGCACAAACCGGCACGGCGAUGCAUGGCGCCUCAGCCACGGGCGACACCUAUGGCGAGCAGGGACACACCGAAAUGACCGGCUGGGGGACGCACGGCAACAACGAGAAAAAGGGCGUCAUGGAGGACAUCAAGGCCAAGCUCCCCGGUGGCGACGAUGAUCGCCAGCAAACCGGUGACACCUAUGGGCAGCAGCGACACACCGACACUGCAACACAUGGCACCCUUGCCACCGGCGACACCUACGGGCAGCAGGGACACACCGGGAUAACCGACACGGGGACAUAUGGCACCGGCGAGAAGAAGGGCGCCAUGGAGAACAUCAAGGAGAAGCUCCCUGGUGGCCAUGGUGACCACCAACAGACUGGUGGCACCUACGGGAGCCAGGAAGACACCGAAAUGACUGGAAUCGGGAUGCAUAGCACCACGGCCACAGACGGCAUAGAUGGUCAGCAGGGACACACCGGAAUGACCGGCAGAGUGUCACACGACACCGACGAGAGGAAGGGUGUCAUGGAGAACCUCAAGGAGAAGCUCCCCGACGGCCAUGACGACCACCCGCAGACUGUUCGCACCGACGAGCGCCACGCCGGCACGGGGACGCAUGACACCCCGGCCACCGACGGCACCUAUGGGCAGCACGGACACACUGGAGUGACCGACACAAAGGCGUACGGCUCUGGCGGCACAGGCGAGAAGAAGAGCAUCAUGGAGAACACCAAUCAGAAGCUCCCCGGGGGCCAGAAUGACCGCCAGCAGACCGGUGACACCUACGGGCAGCAAGGACACACCGACACAGCGACGCAUGGCACCCCGUCCACCGGCGGCACCUACGGGCAGCACGGACACACCGGAGUGACCGAUAAGGGAACACAGGGCACCGACGGCAUCGACAAGAAGAAGGAUGCCAUGGAGAACAUCAAGGAGAAGCUCCCCGUUGGCCACGAUGACCACCAGCAUACUGCUGGCACCUACGGGCAGGAUGGACACACUGGAAUGACCGGCACGGAGAUGCAUGGCACCACGGCCACCGACGGUGGGCAGCAAGGACACAACGUAACAACUGGUACUGGGACACACGGCACCGACGGGGCCGGUGAGAAGAAGAGCCUCAUGGACAAGAUCAUGGAGAAGCUGCCUGGACUGAACUAAGCCCGGUCUGCCUACGGCCGCUACCUUUGCAGAAUAAUACUCCACCGCAUAUAAAUUGAUUGAGUCUGGUUCAGAGAAGCGAAUGUAUCUUGGUUUAAGUUUUCAUGGACAACAUGUGUUCACAGUUUUUUUUUUAACAUUGUCGUGCAAAUUUCCUUCUGCUUUAACCCAUGUAUGUAUGCUAUGAUGCCUGCCAGAUCAUGACGGCGCACGUUGCUGCGCCCGUCCAUUUUUUCAAUAGGAUGGUUGGAACUCAUAAAAAUAUAUGGAUAUAUAUUUCACAA